This is a messenger RNA of Puntigrus tetrazona (Sumatra barb), 1097 nucleotides long. It is a transcript of the gene srd5a3, whose product is annotated as steroid 5 alpha-reductase 3. Lineage: Eukaryota; Metazoa; Chordata; Actinopteri; Cypriniformes; Cyprinidae. Gene Ontology annotation, molecular function: 3-oxo-5-alpha-steroid 4-dehydrogenase activity. The transcript is spliced from 5 exons. The record is from RefSeq and is a predicted model, not a curated record. Gene Ontology annotation, cellular component: endoplasmic reticulum. The coding region runs from base 55 to 978 and encodes 307 amino acids. Gene Ontology annotation, biological process: dolichol-linked oligosaccharide biosynthetic process; polyprenol catabolic process.
UUCCUUUGGUAUCUUAAAUAGAGCGGACCACAGUAUGCUGCUGCUGCUCCUGCGAUGCUCGCCCCUAUAGCAAUAGUUGAUACUAUAUGGUUUUUGUUAGCGCUGUGUUUUCUAAUAGCCCUUUGUCUCCAGAAAUAUUCUCUGAAACUGCCGCGCAGCCUCGAAUACGUGUUUCAGGAUUUAAUCCGAUAUGGAAAAACUAAAGAUCACAUCAAGCGCUCAAACUGGCAGCUCGUUUUUGACAUAUCAAAGAGGUGUUUCUAUCAUUUCUAUGCGGUGUCGGUCGUGUGGAACGGGCUCCUCCUACUAUUGUCCUUGCGCUGUGUCGUCAUGAACGAGCCUCUACCUGAUUGGUUAAUUGACGCUCUUUGCUUUUUGACUGGCAGACCAAGAGCUGCUUGGAAUGAGUUACAUCUCUCCGUUCUGCUUUUACAAGUGCUACUAUGGGUCCAUUCCCUUAGACGGCUAUUGGAGUGCUUGUUUGUCAGCGUAUUUUCUAAUGGUGUGAUCCAUGCGGUCCAGUAUGCUUUUGGUUUGUGCUACUAUGUCCUACUUGGACUAACUGUCCUGUGUAUAAAUUCGUCUUUGCCACGUUCAGGGUCUCUUGUUAAUCAGCUCACAUGGCAUCAUGUAAUCGGGAUUCUGCUUUUCAUCUGGGCAUCACUCGUCCAAAACCAGUCCCUCUCUCUGCUGGCCAAAAUGAGGACCGACAGCUCAGGUAAAGUAGCAACUCUGGCCCACAAGAUGCCACGCGGGGGCUGGUUUGAGCUGGUCUCUUGUCCGCAUUACCUGGCUGAGCUUUUGAUUUACGUUGCUAUGAAUGUUUGUUGUGGCUGCAGUUCUUUAACCUGGUGGCUGGUCGUACUGUAUGUACUCUGUAACCAAGCCCUGGCUGCACACCUCUGUCACGAAUACUACAGGAGCAAGUUUGAGACUUAUCCACCUAAACGCAAAGCUUUUAUUCCUUUUCUCCUGUGAAUUAUUAUUUUUUAUUUUUUUUUUACAUGAUAAGCUCUUUUAUUUGUAAAUAAGUAUCAAAUUAAUAAAGUAUUAACAAAACAUAGACGAUAUUAAUGUCUUUCUUUUAAACGGUAACA